ACGACCAUGCAGAGGAAGAUCCUGGUUGUCGAGGCGGUGGUGGUCGUGAUGCUGUCGCUCACGGUUUCCAUGGCAACCUCUUACAAGGUGGGGUUUGGGGGGUGUCCCCCUGUCAACCCCAUGAACAAUUUCCAACCUGCUGAGUUCCAGGGACUGUGGUACGCGAUUGAGAUGUUCAGCACGAACAGCAAGUGUGUUACUUUGAACUUUAACCGCCUGGGCAAGAACGACUUCAAGGUCACGGAAGGCAGGGAGUUCGUGGCCGCUCAAGUCGUCGGGAUUGACCACUCCUUCAAGACCAAGGGCAUUUACAACUCGAGGGCGCCGCACGAACCCGCCAAGUUCCACGCCAGGUGGUCCAAUAACAUCUUCGGAGCAGCAGAGGCCAUCAUCGUAGACACGGACUAUUGGCAGUACGCUGUCAUCGUGGAGUGUCAGUCCGUCAUGUACUUUAUGAAGCGAACGUCCGCCAUGAUCCUCAGCCGCAGGAGGGACCUCGAUCUGCGCGUCCUCAACCAGGUAAAGCGAGAUCUCUGCGACGGGUAUGGCUUCGACUGCAAGGACUUUGAGACAAUCGACCACAACCGCUGCGUGAGCACCCAGCGUGAGCCCGAGAGGAAGGACGUCGCGAGGGCCAGUCCCCUCAACAAGCCGAAGCCCUUGAGGAAGUUCCCGAUGCCCGAGGUGAUCAGGACGACGCCCUCGACGAAGAUCAAGCCACGCACCUUCCGCCCGGUCACGCAGAAGCCGACGACGGUCCCGACCACCCCCAGGGUCUAUGGAAAGCUGCAGAAGUGGUGCCUCGACUUCUUCUGCUAAAGGUCGGGUGGGGGUUAGCAGAAAUGGUGCCUGGAAUUCUGCUGAACGACAUAUGCGGUCUAGAAGAAUUGGGGUCUGGAUUUCUGCUGGACGUCACAUAGGGUCUAGCAGCAGAUGCGACCAAAUUUCUGCUAGGGAUUAAAUUCUAGCAGAAAUGGUGCCUGGAUUAUCUGGUGGGCAUUGAAUGGGAUUUAGCAGAAGUAGCACGAUGACUUUGCUAAAUUCUGAGUAAAGUAUAGCACUAAUGAUGCCAAGACUUCUAGUAGACGCCACGCAGGGUCGAGCAAAACCGGUGCAUGGACUUCUGCUGGGCGUCGGAAAGGGUCACGCGGCGAGGCCCCUGUUGGUUCCUGCAGGAGCGGCGCCGAUCUGGAAUGUAUUAUAUCAUCUCGUUGCUGCAGAUAACAAGUGAAGUCUGUACUACGCUUGCAUUAACUGGGCAGGAUUUUCAAGUUUUUUUUUUAUUGCUGAAAAGGUGUUUCAUCGAAAGCAGCGCCUAAUUACAGAUUACGACCACAGAUAGAAAAUAGAAACCUAUGCUAUUAAGAACCAAUCAGCUAUAACAAUAGCACGUGUUGAGGAAGGGGGCGUGGCUACAAGUUAUUGUGAAAGCAGAAUAGUUUAUCAAGGUGAUGUAGUUACCAAAGGCCUCCAGAUCGUUAAACAAAGUUCCAAUAAAUUCUAAAACCACGUAUACCUUAAUUAAGUCACAGAGGCGUUUGGAAAUGUCAUUAAUCAGGGUCCUUUAACAUCAGGUCGUAAUUUGGUGACAUUAACUAUUGUGGGAUAUGUCUCCUGCAAGACACAAUGAUGGGUCUUAGUAUUUUAAGGAAGCAUUAUAUUACCAUUAGGUUUAUUGCAUGUGUCACGUCAAGUAGGCAUGAUAGGUGCGAUAUAUAUGACAUAUAUUUUAUAUAUCACAUAGACGUAAGCACAAUGUGUGUGUUUUUUAUCGCAUGUAUCGGAAAAUGAUGAACACAGGCACAUAAUAUGAAUAAACAGACAAACAGACACCUAUGCGCCCACACACACACACACACACACACACCCACACACACAAACACAUACACACACAAACACCCACACACACAAACACAUACACACACAAACACCCACACACACAAACACCCACACACACAAACACAUACACUCCCGCACACACAAAGUAAUAUAUAUUAGCAACGGUUAUCGUUUUUAUACGGAAACAACGUAUAUUUCUGAUUCCACUAUUCACCAGUUUUGAUAUACUGUAUUUCAUUACAUACUGUGUUUCUGAAACACUUUGCUUCUGCUAAUAAA
Molecule: messenger RNA, 2118 nt
Organism: Penaeus indicus
Lineage: Eukaryota; Metazoa; Arthropoda; Malacostraca; Decapoda; Penaeidae
Product: apolipoprotein D-like
Exons: 4
Coding region: 7-819 (270 amino acids)
Biological process (GO): response to reactive oxygen species; lipid metabolic process
Cellular component (GO): cytoplasm
Source: RefSeq, a predicted model, not a curated record